GAGGUUCCACGCCUUAGCCCUAGCGAACAACUCCAAUCCUUGGAAAUUCAAAAAAGAAAAAAGAAAAAAGAAAAGAAAAGAACCUCAAAGAUGAGCACGUAUAUGAGUCGAUUGUUUCCAAAAUCUAAUUCCAGCAUGUUGUUAUGUAGUGGACAAGCCAUUAAAGCUGAAGUUUUACGCUUAAGGGAACAAACGUUGUUGGUUGAUGCAGGGAUUGGAAGCCCUAGGAUUUGUACGCAAGACGAGACCACAUUAACCGGAUCGGCAAUCAAUCGAUUUGAGGAUAAGGUGGGAUUCUUCGAUAAAGGAGUGGGCGGCGGUGAAUCACUGGUGAGAAAGCGGUUUUUGGAGAGAUUCUUCGUCGAUUUAGUGAGCGGUGAAUCGAUUGCCAAAGAGCGAGCUGCCGUUAGGUUUAACGAUUUGUUGGGAUCGAGAUCACUGGACGUUGUCGCCGGCGAGCCGACUCUUCUUAAUCCACGGAGGUUCAGGCAAACCCUAGUUUGGCAAGAAUUGAAUAAGCAUUGGCAAAACAAUUCGAAGGUCAAGGGCUUUUUUAUUGAUAAAGUGAGAGGAGGUUAUUCAGUAGCCAUAGCAGGCUACGUUGCUUUUCUUCCGUACAGUCGUUUUGGGAGAAAAAUGGGCAGGGAUUCAUAUAAAGAUGGAUUCACCAUUGAACGCAUUGACCCCAAAAAGAGGAGUCUUGUGGUAUUCUAGGUAAUUGGAAAUUAGACCUACAUUUGGUGUCUUUCAGGUUUUUGUUAGGGUUUAAGACGUGUCUUUUGAAUGCCUGUGUUGUUUUCAGUGGCUUUAAAAAUAAUUGCUUUUGAUACUUUGAGAAAUACUCGAGACUUAGAUUAUUGAAAUUUGAAAUUUGAAUGGUUUUGACUGGGA
This is a messenger RNA of Gossypium raimondii (Peruvian cotton), 891 nucleotides long. Its product is annotated as ribosomal protein S1, mitochondrial-like. The record is from RefSeq and is a predicted model, not a curated record. The transcript has a single exon. The coding region runs from base 91 to 714 and encodes 207 amino acids. Lineage: Eukaryota; Viridiplantae; Streptophyta; Magnoliopsida; Malvales; Malvaceae.